This is a messenger RNA of Lingula anatina, 4564 nucleotides long. RefSeq lists its product as uncharacterized. Lineage: Eukaryota; Metazoa; Brachiopoda; Lingulata; Lingulida; Lingulidae. The record is from RefSeq and is a predicted model, not a curated record. Gene Ontology annotation, molecular function: phosphatidylinositol phosphate binding; guanyl-nucleotide exchange factor activity. Gene Ontology annotation, biological process: endocytosis; endocytic recycling. Gene Ontology annotation, cellular component: cytosol; intracellular membrane-bounded organelle.
UCAGAGUGAGAGGUCAAUAGUCAAGAUGGCCGAACCCUGAGGAAAUGGGGAUGCGUCAUUAAUCAGAUGGCUCUGGCUAAUUAGCGCAAGAUCUAUACACAUUGAGAAGAUGGGCUCUCGUUUGAGAGAGAACCCUGACAAAAUAUUUGAAGUUUUUGCAGAAAUUGCAAGACCAAAUGAAUCAAGCAAAGCCCCUUUCGUCCUUCAGACUUACCCUGAAAAUUAUGAAGAUGAGGAAGUCUUGCAGUCUAUCCCCAAGUUUGCAUUCCCAUGUAACUUUGAAAGUCAUGCGGUGGAUCACUUUACUUUUGUAUUCACGGACAUCGAGAGCAAAUAUCGCUUUGGUUUCUGUCGUCACGCUGCCGGGUCACAAACUUGUCUUUGUAUAAUAAGUUUCCUGCCCUGGUAUGAGAUUUUCUAUAAAUUAUUGAACCUCCUGGCAGAUAUAUUGAAUAAGGACCAAGACAACAAUAUUGUUCCGUUGCUUCAAGCUCUCCAUGAGCACCAGCCCCCUGAAAAACCAGGGGAUAGCAUCAUCGCUGUGUCAAAGGACCACGACUAUAAACAUGAGUUUAUUUUCGAAAGUCCUAACAUCAACCGGUUGCCAACUAUUCCCCAAAAUAGGAAUCUUACAGAAUAUUACAAUGCAGUGGAUCCUACAAAUAUGAUGGUUAUAUUUGCCAAUAUGCUUUACGAAAGAAGAAUUCUGAUAACGUCCAAUAAGCUAAGCCGUCUGACGGCCUGUGUGCACGGGUGUGCUUCACUUAUUUAUCCAAUGCACUGGCAACACCUCUACAUUCCAGUAUUACCUGAGCAUUUGUUGGACUAUGUCAGUGCUCCCAUGCCAUAUUUAAUAGGAAUCCAUGCUUCUCUGAUGGAGAAAGCCCGUAAGAUGGAGCUCGGAGAUGCGGUAGUGCUGGACGCUGACAAGAAUACCAUAGAGACAGAACAUGAUGACAUCGCCACACUGCCACCUGAAAUUGUAUCCUCCCUGAAGAAGAGAUUACGAAGUCAGCAGGCUGACAAACUCAAGAACCAUAUGAUCACAGGUGACGGAGUGGCCAGGGCAUUCCUCAAGGCUUUAGUAGGACUAAUAGGUAAUUACAGAGACGCCCUGAAGUUUAGGCAGGGCGAGCAGAUAACCUUUGACCCAGAUGCUUUUGUCCAGUCAAGGUCUCAAAGCAUGCAGCCAUUCCUGGAAAAAAUGCUUCAGCUUCAGAUUUUCCAGCAGUUUAUCAAUGAGAGGCUGGAUUUGCUGAAUGGCGGAGAAGGAUUCAGCGAUGAGUUUGAACAGGAGACCAAUAUGUGGGCAGACAGAAAUGCUGCCAGUUCUUUACAUAGGUACAAAGAAUGGCUGGGAAAUAUGAAGAAACAAGGGAAGAAAAUAAAACGAGAAGGCAAGGACAGGUGGACAGUUUUUACUAGCAAGGCUAAUCCUCUGGUCAGAAAUGCUUUCAGCAGUGUGAAGGUUCAAAGCAAAAAGGCCUACAAGGAUCUUAGGAACAGGAUAGAAGACUUCAGAAAGGAUGACACCCAGACCAAGCCAGCAAUAAUACCAUCCACUGAAUUAAGAACAGAAAGGCCUCCAAGACCCCCACCCCCCAGCUUGUCAGAUAACAUGCUGUCCAAGCCUCUCUCCGGUAGAACAGCAUUACGACGGAGAUCAAGCUAUGAAAAUCCUGUUUCGUUCCAAAUGUCAGACAGCGAUGAUGACUCAUCAGAUCAUGUGCACCUUGAUUUGCUCUCAUCACAGCGAUACAAAGGAUUGCGCUUUCUCAGGGCCAAGCAGUAUCGAGUUCUAACCCUCGACCAGGUGGCAGAUGACUCGGUUCUUCCAGACGACCCAAAGAGGAUCAGCCUUGACCUUCUUCAGGACCCAGACAUUGAGAACGUCCUGCAGCGGUCACUCAGUAUGGAGGACUUGCUGACCGAUUCCUCCGAGGAUGAGGUAGUGAGGUCUGUGGAACUUACCAAAAAGAAGCGGACUCCUGAAGAGACAGGAUCAGCUGAGACCACUCCCAUACCAGCACCACGAAGGAGACGGAAAAAGAAAGACGAGGGAACCAAUAGCAGUAAUGUAUCAUGUGACAGUAGUCCCAGCUUAUCACGAGCUCAACAAGGUGAUGGGGACAAAUCAGUGGACUUUAACUUAAUUAAACUAGAAUCUGUUGAAGGUGAAAUUAAUUCAAGCCAGGCUGGACCUGCUUUGAAUGUUGAUGAUCACGAACGCUUACAACAGACGAGUCCACUCCCUGACGAACUCUCAAAAAGAUUUGAUGGCUUGCGACAUGCUGACACAAGUGACAGUGAUUUAGAUGAUUAUCAGGCUCAGAAGAUCAGUCUGAAACCAGCCUAUCCGAAGGACACCAAAAUCAACCUGAAUAGGGCACCUGCUUUCAGGAAAUCUCUCUACGAAAAGCCUCGGAGUGUUAGCAGAAGUGACAGCGAUGAUCCUACUAGUCCAGGGCAUGUGCAAGGUUCCACAGCACAAAAACCGGUGACAGUGAACGUUCAUGAUUUAUUUGAUCCCUUACUAGCCAACCAGUUCAGUCCAGUAGGGGGGCCCUCAGAGCUUCCACAGAGUAGUGCCAAUCAAGGUCAAGGUCAGACUCAAAGUGAGGUUGAAGGUCAAGGUACCAGAGUUAGCACAAAGCUGACAGAAGACGACACGAACCUACUUAAAGAAUGGAACCUGAAUUUUGAUAAAGCAGGUAAUAAGCCAGGCCUUCCUAAUGUCCAUUCUGCUCCUAAUUUGCUUCAACAACCCCAGCAGCAGGCUUCUGCUUUUCCUGUGUUGUCUACUCAGCUUGAUACCAAGUCCAGUCUCGACCAACAGCUUCAAGGUCAGCCAGUUCCAGCGACCAUGGGGACCCUUACAUUACAGCCCAGCCCAGCCCCCAGCCUCAGUCCCACACCAAGUCCUAAUGCUGACCAAGAUCUAUUCCAGAAUACCAGUGCCACCAGUACAAGUUUCAACUUCCAGGCCAUGCCAUCCUCAACCAGCAGUGCUUUUGGUCCUCAGACUGCUUUUAAUACGCCAGUAUUACCAGGUUCGUCCUCAUCUUGGGGUAGCAUAAAUUAUAUGGGGCCCACUCCCAUGCAUGCUGGUAAUAAAACUAACAUUGGUGGGCAGACAGGAAGUAGUAGUAUCCAGGUUGGUGCAAUGCAUGCUGGGUAUCACACUAACCUUAGUGGUAAUGUAACAGGAAGUUCAGCCAUUGGUACAAUGCAUGCUGGGCCUGCUAUGUCUUCAGUUGGUAGUUUGGCCCUAAGCCAGCAGCAGCAGGUUGGGUUACCGUACAGCAUGAGGCAACCUGUCCCUCUGUCAAGUCAAACUCCCUUUGCUUCGUCUAUGAUGCAUAAUUAUUCUAAUAUGGGGUAUUCUCCAGGCCAAGGUGCUCCACGCCAGACCAGACCUAUGACAUCAGGAGCCUCAUCAUCAGCAUUUGGAAAGGAUUUCUCCACAGCGGGCAAUAGAAAAACAUUUGUUUAUGCCCCUCAGCCUUAUAGAGGAUUGAAUACUGGCAGUGCAACAGGGGGAAUUCAAAGGCCUUACUCUGUGGUAGGAGUAGAUGGACCGAGGCCAUACAGUAGUAGCAGUAGUAGCUUGGGGCACAGUAGUUUCAGUAGCACUGUGCUCCAGCCACAGAAACCUGGAGAAAAACUGGAAAAGGAUCCAUUUGCAGACUUGUUAGACAUCAAGAGUGCAUCAGCUACCAAAAGUGCUCAGCAGGAGAAACCAGCAUGGGAAAAAUUUGAUUGAACAAUCAGAGUUUAUUUUAGAUUUUGUCAAUAGGUGGCAGCAUAUGGUUGAAUAUUGCAUCAUAAGGUGCCUGGACUUGAUUGAUAUCUGCCCAAUGGUGGCAGCUGAGAAUUAUGUUAAAAUUAUGACUAGUUAAUUGUUCCAUGUGAAUGUGUGAUAUAAUAUUUGAGGUGCUGCAUUUUUAUAUAUCAAGUAUAAUAUGUAAAUUGAUAAACUUGUGGUAAGUGUUAUAAUAAUGCUCAAAGGACAACUCAAGUACUGGAGAUGAAAAUUUGGAAUUGAAACAGAAAAAAAGGACUGCUGAAUUUGUAGAAUAUCUCUAGAUAUUUUAAUGUUACUAAAUAUUAAGGGUAAUAGCAUGAAAUAAAACUGAUGUGAUGGGGAUGUAAUUUUAUGUCUUGCCAUGAGAUGAGCCUUUUUAUUCACUAAAAGAUGUUCCAAAUGUGUAUACAGCCAAAUCCAAAAUGGCUGACUUUUGUGGACCUUCACUUCCUUGACUUAAAUUUGUGAGCGCAUUCUGACUAUAAAAGUGUUCAUUUGCAACUGUUCCAAGGAGAUGGUCUUAUUUAAUUUUUUAAAAAAGGAUAUUACAGGAAGAGUUUAAGAUAGAUUGACUAUGAUUGUUUUAUAGUAUGCCAUAAGUCCUCGAUUGUACCAUGAUAUGUAAGUCUGAUAAUUUUGUCAGAAGCGUUUUUAUUCAAGUUGGUCACACAAUUUUUUUUUUUUUUUUUUUUUACAUAUUGAUGGGUGUCAUGCCUCACAAUAAACUAUUCAAUUUUACUUUAUUCACUGCUUAUGACA